AGUUUCAUAGUACUGUUCCUAUAUAAAUGGUGUUCAAGGUGGAAUUCCAAGAGGCCUAUCCCUUCGUGCCAACUUCAGCAGGCUUCUGUAGUAUAGCCAUACUGGGCUACGAUAAGAUUUAUGUUCAACGAGGACCCCAGCAUCUGGUCGACGCGGUAAGACACGCCAUAAAUAGCUGUUGGGCUGAGGGCAUACAGAAGGAUGAGAACCUAAAAGACUCUACUGGUGUGCACAAGUUUAAGCUCAGUGGAUUCCCUUGGUGGAAUUUCAAAGGGGAUCGCUUCGAGACUAGUAGGCUGACGUUGGGUCUGUUGGCGGCUGUGCAGCGUUCGGGAUUCCGGAUGGUUUCUGAUGUUGAUAUAUCCCAUCGCAAGCUGGGUUUCCUUAAGGUGUGGAUCCUCAGGGCCUACGCUAAUGAUACCACUCCUUUGCCAGAUCUGUGUCUGGCUCUACAGGGUUGGUCAGGCGUCACCGCAGUGACUAGCGGUAUGCCCCACGAGGCUCGAGAGCCUCUGGUAGCGGCUAUUAGAAGUGGUUUAGAGACGGCUUGGGUCGUUGAUGAGGUGAAGGAGUCCCCUGAUGGUGUCGAUCUCUCCCUUGAGACCCUUCCCUGGAUUUGUUUCGGCUCGGAUGGUGUCCAGGCUAGGCAGGCUGUAUUGGGCGCACUGGUCUCGCUGGAGAAGAGAGUCGGUUAUCGACUAGCAGCCUCUGUUAGAGUGGCUGAUAGUCGCGGAUUGAAACCGAAGUUGGUAUUCCAGAAGAUGCCACAAGAAGCCGAUCGGGCGGAAUAUGUGGGACUUAGCUUUAACCAGAUGGACCGUGUGAGGUUGUUUGGACCGCCGCAUCAAGGUUUGGACCAGUUUUUGGUAUCGGCUAUUUCGGGGGCUAUAGCUGCGGGCUGGCCCAGAGGGUGCUCGAGACAACAGGAAUGUGGGGAGGCGGAGGAGUGGGUCCUUAAGGGCUUCCCUUUCGACGCGUUCUUUAAGUCUAGAGUGGACACAAGGUUGCUGUUGUCGAAUAUAUUGCAAGUGAUGUGGCAGCAGAAUUUCGAGAUAGCCGGUGUGGUUGAGGGGAAGUUGCCUGUUAUUUACUGGCGUCGUUCAGAGAAUGCCAGUAAGGAUAUUAGGGGACCAGUAAACCCCGUUGUUAGUGUUAUGUUCAAUGCCCCGAAUAAGAUUAGAAUCACCAGUACUGAUCAGCGCUCCUUAUCCCCGGCUAUUGCUGCAGUACGGGAAGCCCUACAGUCUCCUCAAGUCUGGAAGGACGUUCUGAAAGAGGAUUCGGUCUAUGGUCGAAGUAUUGAGUUCAAGCUGGACAACUGGCCAUUCUACCGUAGGCCAGUGGGGUCCAAUGCGGUCCUGUCCACUUCUAUUCUCCUCAAUGUGAUAAACGCUAUGGCCUCAGUAGGUCUGACGUUCAAGGCGUCUCUCAAUCUAGCAAGGCACCGUUCGUGCAUGGGCUCAUUGUUUUUCCAAUGAUGAAAACACCCUCAUAUGAGUUCUUGUUUUUGCUGCUUUUUGUAUCAGUAAUCGCAGUUGGUAUAGUAUUGAAAUACAGCACCCAAGUUG
Perkinsus marinus ATCC 50983 is the source of this 1568-nucleotide messenger RNA. RefSeq lists its product as hypothetical. Bases 27 to 1478 code for a protein of 483 amino acids. The transcript has a single exon. The record is from RefSeq and is a predicted model, not a curated record. Lineage: Eukaryota; Perkinsozoa; Perkinsida; Perkinsidae.